AGGUGAUUUUUGUGGGGGAGGAGACAUGAAGAAAGUUAAGUAAAAUGUCCUUAUAAAGACAAAAUCUAUUUCUUUCUUGGCUGAUGAUUUGUCAUUUUAGUCACUUCCUGCCUUGUGACCACACACUCAGGGUUGACAAAGUUCUUCUGCAAAUCAGAAAGAAGGGAGUUUCUGGUCACACGCCAGUACCAUUGAGGACCGUUUUUCUACAAGAUCUGUUGCCUAAAGCAAUAAAAAAUGGCCAGAGGAUCAGUGUCUGAUGAAGAAAUGAUGGAGCUCAGAGAAGCUUUUGCCAAAGUUGAUACUGAUGGGAAUGGGUACAUCAGCUGCAAUGAGUUGAAUGACCUGUUCAAGGCUGCUUGCUUGCCUCUGCCUGGAUACAGAGUGAGAGAAAUUACAGAAAACUUGAUGGCUACAGGUGAUCUGGACAAGGAUGGAAGGAUCAGUUUUGAUGAGUUUAUGAAGGUUUUUCAUGGCCUAAAAAGCACCGACGUUGCCAAGACCUUUAGAAAAGCAAUCAAUAAGAAGGAAGGGAUUUGUGCAAUUGGUGGUACUUCAGAGCAGUCUAGUGUUGACACCCAACACUCCUAUUCAGAGGAAGAGAAGUAUGCCUUUGUUAAUUGGAUAAACAAAGCCCUGGAAAAUGACCCUGACUGUCGGCAUGUCAUCCCAAUGAAUCCAAACACGAAUGAUCUCUUCAAUGCCGUUGGGGACGGCAUCGUCCUUUGUAAAAUGAUCAACCUAUCAGUGCCUGACACAAUUGAUGAAAGAACAAUAAACAAAAAGAAACUCACCCCUUUCACCAUUCAGGAGAAUUUGAAUCUGGCUCUGAACUCUGCCUCAGCCAUUGGAUGCCAUGUGGUUAACAUCGGGGCUGAGGACUUAAAGGAGGGGAAGCCUUACCUGGUCCUGGGACUUUUGUGGCAAGUCAUCAAGAUUGGGUUGUUUGCCGACAUUGAACUCAGCAGAAAUGAAGUUCUGAUUGCUCUUCUGAGAGAAGGGGAGAGUCUGGAGGAUUUGAUGAAACUCUCCCCUGAGGAGCUCCUGCUGAGAUGGGCUAAUUACCACCUGGAAAACUCAGGCUGCAGCAAAAUCAGCAACUUCAGUACCGACAUCAAGGACUCAAAAGCUUAUUACCACCUGCUGGAACAGGUUGCUCCAAAAGGAGAUGAAGAAGGUAUUCCUGCUGUUGUGAUUGACAUGUCAGGACUAAGGGAGAAGGAUGACAUCCAGAGGGCAGAAUGCAUGUUGCAGCAGGCGGAGAGGCUGGGCUGCCGGCAGUUUGUCACAGCCACAGAUGUUGUCCGAGGGAACCCCAAGUUGAACUUGGCUUUCAUUGCCAACCUCUUUAACAGAUAUCCUGCCCUGCACAAACCAGAGAACCAGGACAUAGACUGGGGGGCUCUUGAAGGUGAGACAAGAGAAGAACGGACAUUUAGGAACUGGAUGAACUCCUUGGGUGUUAACCCUCGAGUCAAUCAUUUGUACAGUGACUUAUCAGAUGCCCUGGUCAUCUUCCAGCUCUAUGAAAAGAUUAAAGUCCCUGUUGAUUGGAACAGAGUAAACAAACCACCAUACCCCAAACUGGGGGGCAAUAUGAAGAAGCUUGAGAAUUGUAACUAUGCUGUGGAAUUGGGGAAGAAUCAAGCUAAGUUUUCCCUGGUUGGCAUUGGUGGACAAGAUCUCAAUGAAGGAAACCGCACACUAACAUUGGCCUUGAUUUGGCAGUUAAUGAGAAGGUACACACUGAAUAUUCUGGAAGAAAUUGGAGGUGGGCAAAAGGUCAAUGAUGAGAUUAUUGUCAACUGGGUAAAUGAAACAUUGAAGGAAGCAGAGAAACGUUCAUCCAUCUCUAGUUUCAAGGACCCGAAGAUUAGCACAAGUUUGCCUGUCCUGGAUCUCAUUGAUGCCAUUCAACCAGGUUCCAUUAACUAUGACCUUCUGAAGACAGAGAACCUGAACGAUGAAGAGAAACUCAACAAUGCAAAGUAUGCUAUCUCUAUGGCCCGAAAAAUUGGAGCAAGAGUGUAUGCCCUUCCAGAAGACCUGGUUGAAGUGAACCCCAAAAUGGUCAUGACAGUGUUUGCUUGCCUCAUGGGGAAAGGAAUGAAGAGGGUGUAAGGCCCAGUGGAGUGGGGCUGGAGGUGGCACACCUGACUGCUCAGCACUAGAUGCUCCUAGGAAGCACAGAGAUGAUUCAAGCCAUUCCAAACUUUUCAACUUGGUGACAUCAUACAAGAUUCCAAAAAAGUGUAUAUUUGUUCAGCCAGGUAGCCUCUCCUGUAUUUAACAAAAAGUGCUUCAUUCCUUGCAAAAGAUCCAAUUCCUUACAAAUAUUUUUUUACCAUUGAAUUUAUUGCUUCUUUGAAAAUCUAGAGAAAAAAAAGAACUUAUUUUCCUGGUACCAUUCCUGCUUCCUGCCAUUAGUCAAGUAUAGAAGCUGCAGUGUUAUUAAUUUUAAUAUAGUCUUUCAACCAGCUUAAUUUGGCUGCAUUUUUGUUUAAGGUGAGGAUCAGCAGAGAAAAUCAUCAAACAAGUCCCAAAACCUGUUUCUGGAGGCUAGCCUUUGAUCUGUGACAAGCCUCUCUUUCUGUUCCCCUACUCCUUCACUCUACUUCCCUGUGACUUUGCUAUCCACCCUCUCAGAACUGUGCCUUUUCCGUGACCCACCGCUGUAGACCAUUCCUGCCUCUGGGCCGUUUGGAGCAUCUGACAAAUCAGUCAGGCUACUGGGGUCCUAAUAGUCUCCAGGAACCUGUAGGAAAGUAAGACUCAUCAUCAGAGCUUUUCCUCAGAACUAGGGUCCCAUUUGUUAUCAGUUUUUAGUUUUCUUUUCAGCCAGUAGGAAGCCCUCUGUUUUUAACCCUAAGAUUUGUGCUCAUACCAGAUCUAACAUUUUUAUUUAUUUUUUGUUUUGUUUUGUUUCUAACACCUUUAAUAUUAUGCUCUUGGUUAGAUCCAAGCAGAAUGUAAUUGAGCAGCAAACCACCAGGGGCCAGCAUGAAGCCACAAAAAAGCAUCUAUCUAUCCUUUGGUGCUGCCUCUCCAUGUCCUGAGCCCUGCAUGUUAGACCUAGUUAUCAUGGUAUGCCUAAAUAUCUGGGGAGUGGGAACAAUCCUGCUCUGCUUUAAUUUGCUCUGAGAUCUUAAUGUAUCUGAUUGCUGCCAGGCCAUAUUAUCAAUGUUUACUUUUUUAGUACUGGAAAAGCUUUUUACAACCCCCAAACUCCCAGGGGACAAUAUGUGCCAAUGAACAGGGACCCCAGCUUACCCCCCAACACCGACACACACACACACACACCCCUACCCAUACCUAGUCAUAUGUCAAACUGGAUAAGAACUGGCUAAGUUGCUUUACAAAGAUCUAAUUUACUGGGUAUUUAAAGAAUUUCUAAAUAAAACAAAAGAGACAGUGAAUUUGAGCAAACCUAAUAGGUUAUACAAUUUCAUGUAAAGCUACUGAAAGCUAAAAAACAACAGGACAUUGUGAACCAAUGCUAGACCUUCUCUAUAGUGCUGAAAGGGCUCAUCAGUGAGGUAUCUUCUUUAGCGGUGGUAUGUCAUGGAACUUAGCUAUUUCUCAAAGCAAUUGGAAAUAUCACCCCAAAUCUGUUCCUUGGCAGUGGGCUCAGGAAGCCAAUGUGUGGCUUCUGUGGCAUCUGAAUGCUAAGUGGUUGGUUUUAUCUUACUCUGCACUUAAUGUAGCCUCCGAUGAUUCUCUUCCAUCUGCUUGCAGGAAGAAUGUUACCGCCUAAAUUGAAAAUGAAGCUAAUGUUCAAAAUCUCUCCAAAUAAAAUGUUCCUUAUAUUGCA
Messenger RNA from Myotis brandtii (Brandt's bat), 3811 nucleotides. It is a transcript of the gene LCP1, whose product is annotated as lymphocyte cytosolic protein 1 (L-plastin). The coding region runs from base 238 to 2121 and encodes 627 amino acids. Gene Ontology annotation, molecular function: actin filament binding; calcium ion binding. NCBI's taxonomy places the organism in Eukaryota, Metazoa, Chordata, Mammalia, Chiroptera, Vespertilionidae. The record is from RefSeq and is a predicted model, not a curated record. Gene Ontology annotation, cellular component: cytoplasm; actin filament bundle; actin filament. The transcript has 16 exons. Gene Ontology annotation, biological process: actin filament bundle assembly; actin filament network formation.